CGCCCGCCCGGUGCACCGGCGCCCCGCCCCGUCCUCGCUGCCGGAUCAUGGAGCCUGCGGCCGGGGGCUGGGCGCAGGGCCUGUGGCGCGCCUGCAACUGGCUGAUGGGCGCCUUCUUCGCGCUGGCAGCCUUCGUGCAGGUGAAUGACCCAGACGCAGAACUGUGGGUGGUUGUGUAUACGAUUCCUGCCGGGCUGACCCUGCUGGUUGGACUUAACCCUCUUGUCACAGGUAGCUUUAUUUGGAAGAGUGUCUCUACAAUACACAUCCUCUUUUGCAUCGUGUGGGCUGCCGGCUUGGCAUACAACCUCUUGCUUCAUACAAAACAGAACAUCUUCCACGAGGAAGAAGGCAGGGAGCUGUUUGGUCUGGUGAUUAUCACAGCGUGGAUGAGCCUGUGUCACAGUUCAUCAGAGAGUCCAGCUGGUGGAAGAAUUCGCUUGGCCAUUGCCAUCGCAGUUGCUCUUUUCCCAUUUAUCUCAUGGGUCUACAUAUACGUCAACAAGGAGAUGCGGUCCUCCUGGCCAGCUCACUGCAAGACAGUCAUUUAAAUGACGUGAAGAGUCCUGUUCUUAAAAUAAGGGUUUGCAACUUUCUUAUAAGCACGGUUGUAAUAAGCCAGUUUCUUAGGGGUUUAUUUGAGGUGAUUUCAAUUAAUACUAGAGAUGAUUGAAAAAGAAAAAUCCUAAGAACUUUUUAAGGCUGCCUACAACAUAGGACUGGAUGGGUCUAGGAAGAGACAUGUGUCUGACAUUCUGGGGUGUCAUAGUGUAGUAGAAAAGGCAGAACAAAUGUUAAGAAACAGAAUGCUGACUUAGCUUUAUCACUGUCCAUGUGACUCUGGCAAAUACAUAAACCUCUUGUGGGUAAUUCCUUAUAAAACAGGAUUAAUACCAGACCUCCGACUUCUACAGCUGCAAGGAUGAAACUAGAUGAGAGCACUCUGAAAAUACGAGGUGCUGCACGGAAUAACCCAGAGGGAAGCAGGGGUAUAUAAGGAUACAAACAGGCGUUCAAAAGAGGACUGUGCAUUAUACGGCACUGGUACAGUGCCGUGAAUUAAAUGAGGACUCCAGGUGAACCAAGUGAACAAGCAUGUCUUGGAAAGAAACCCAAGUUAGCCAGAAAAAAGGAAUCUGGGACUAAGAAAGAAAGAAAUAGGGAAUAUGAAGUACAUGAUAAAUGAAAAAUAAGACUAAAAUCUAUACGCCUAUUUUUUUAAUGAAAGCCAGAAAUUACUCUGGCGAGAAGACCAUCUUUGUGGCUACACUGUGGAGUGAACCAGAAAACGUGUGUGUUUGGAACACUUGUUGGAAGUCUGUUUGGAACAACUUGCCUGUGUGCAUCCACUUCAACUGCAAAUUUUAUAUCUGAACACAGACCAAGUGUUGCCAAUGAAAAUCUAGUGACCAAGUAAAUGGAUGAUAAGUUUAAAAUACACACCAGAUUUUAAAGAGUUGGUAUAAAAAGAAGGUAAACUAUUUUUGUAUUGAUUACAUGUAGAAAUAAUGUUAGAUGUAUUGGGGUACCUAAAAUAUAUUAUUAAAAUGAAUUUUACAGCUUC
Molecule: messenger RNA, 1564 nt
Organism: Phacochoerus africanus (Common warthog)
Lineage: Eukaryota; Metazoa; Chordata; Mammalia; Artiodactyla; Suidae
Gene: TMEM220
Product: transmembrane protein 220
Exons: 6
Coding region: 48-551 (167 amino acids)
Source: RefSeq, a predicted model, not a curated record